AUAGAUAUGGACCAGGGAGUGAAAUGGGCAACAGAACUUAUUGACCAAAAGUUGGCUCUGGAGGAGGAACAGCAGAAACAUUCCACCACUUCCCCUACAAGUGCAAACCCACCAGAAGUAGCACGUACGGACACCCCACUUCUGGAGGACGAGAAGAGGCAUGGAGUCAAGCACAAAGGCAUUGAAGGAAUUAAGGGACAUGAAAGAGUGCGGAAGAGCUCUGUGGAUCUAAGGCGGGAGAUCAUUGAAGUUGGUGGCACCCAGUAUCUCUUUGAACUACGCAAGAAACCCAGGAAGAAGAAGGAGGAGAAGAAACCAGAGCCGGAACCAGAGGAAAUUACUGGCCCUGUGGCUAAUGAGGACUUCUUGAAAGCUGCUGUGCAGGGCAAACUGCGUGUGGUGGAGAAGUUCCUGGUAGAUGGCGGCUCCCCAGAUACCUGUGAUGAGUUCCGCCGGACAGCUUUGCACCGUGCGUCACUUGAGGGGCAUGUGGAGAUUGCAGAGAAACUCUUGGCCCAAGGCGCUACUGUUGACUUCAGAGAUAGACUGGACUCCACCGCUAUGCACUGGGCCUGCCGUGGUGGAUAUCUGGAGGUGGUGAAGCUGUUGCAAGAAAAAGGAGCUAAUCUCAAUGUGAAAGACAAGCUUCUUAGCACCCCACUUCACGUGGCCACUCGGACUGGAAUGGUUGACAUUGUGGAGCACCUGCUAAAUAAUGGAGUGGAUGCCAAUUCCCGUGAUCGCGAGGGAGAGAGCGCCCUCCAUGAUGCUGUCCGUCUAAAUCGCUACAAGAUAAUUAAAAUGCUCAUUCUGCACGGAGCGGACAUGAUGGCCAAAAACGUGGCUGGUAAAACUCCAACAGAUCUUGUGCAACUAUGGCAGACAGACACACGGGAUGUGCUGGAGAAGCAAGAGCCAGAUGCAGCAGAAAUGCCAGCGUAAGGCACAAAUGGAAGGAAAGCAGAGAAGGCAAAUAGAACUCCAAUCAGAAUGGUUCUGGACUUCAAAAAGCUGUGCCAUUAAAAUGCAAUAAAGAAAUAAACAAAGGAAAGAUCACUUAGAAGUUUGUGCACCGCCUACCUUCCUUGUGUAGCCACAAC
Messenger RNA from Anolis sagrei ordinatus, 1100 nucleotides. It is a transcript of the gene ANKRD2, whose product is annotated as ankyrin repeat domain 2. The record is from RefSeq and is a predicted model, not a curated record. Gene Ontology annotation, molecular function: protein binding. NCBI's taxonomy places the organism in Eukaryota, Metazoa, Chordata, Lepidosauria, Squamata, Anolidae.